AUGGAAGCUUUACGAGCGGAAGUCGAGCGACAAAAGCGGGAGAAAUUGUUGAAAAGAGAAAAGGAGGAGGCUUUGUUUAAAUCGAAGAACACCGAUGCUGAGAAGAAGAACAACACGUUCUCGGCGUACGCGUCGAAAAAAGAGCUUCGAAGACGCGAGUUUGAAGAAAAAGAAGACGAAGAUGAUGCGUUUGAGGAAGCACGCGAGGAAAGAAAGAGAUCGAACGAACAGGCGACGAAUGCGACUAAGAAUGUCGAUGGCAUCAAAAGUAACACCAAUAAAAGCAAGUUUCGCUCGGAGGCUGCCCGAAGAGCGUUCGAGAACAGCAACAACGAAAAGAACGAUGAUGACAACGAGAAGAAAUCAUCAGACGAAAACAACGAAAGGAACAGAACAGAAGAAUUCAACAAACGGAUCGAACGCGAGGUGAAAAGUUUAACCAACCAAGAAGUCAUCGCUCGAUUGAGGAAGCUGAAUCAACCGGCGAAGUUGUUCGCGGAGAACGAACAGGACCGACGGUUGCGAUUGGAAGUCGCGGCGAAGAAUAUCAAGGUGAAAGAAUCGGACGAACACGUCGGCGGGCAACAGGCGAACGAGAUGUUGAGGUAUAACAGGGAGAAUAGUAACGAAGCAAAAGGCAACACCGGCGCGAUGAUGAAAAGAAAACUGACGACGAAAGAGCAAGAGCAAGAGAAUAAGAAGCGAGAGGCGGAGAUGGCGCAAAUGGAAUUCGAGCGCGCGGCGAAGCGACUGAAGAAACAAAUGGACGCCGAGACGGAUCCAAACGCGCAUCCGAUCGAUCGAGUCGCGGAACAUUUCAAAAGGUUACUCAAAGAGUGGGCGAUGGAAAUCGAAGGCACGAAGUUUGAUUCCAACGCGCAGAAGAGGCAACAAGUCGCCAACUGCGAGUUGACGAAAACGCACAUGAAACCUUUGUUCAAAAAGAUGAAAAAACGGGACUUGCCGAACGACAUCGAGCGCGCGUUAUUUCUCAUGUUUGAAGCCAUGAAAGCGAGAGAUUAUAAAAGAGCCACGGACGCGUACGUUGGCGUCGCCAUUGGAAACGCCGCGUGGCCCAUCGGCGUCACCUCGGUAGGCAUUCACGACCGUUCCGCGAGAGAAAAAAUCUCCGCCACCACCCAAGCGCACGCCAUGCACGACGAAGAAACCAGAAAGUAUUUACAAUCCGUCAAACGCUUAAUCACGUUCAGCCAACGCGCGUACCCGACCAACCCGUCCUUGGCGUUCGAUUGGAACGGUCGCGAUAAAACAGCGUUAGAAAACGCGGAAAAAGCCACGCCGGGGUUUUUGCAAAGUUCCUCGUUGUUGGCGUUGCCCGAAUCCUCCUCCGCGGAAGGAAAAGGAAAGCACAACACGAAUACCUCCGGCGACGGAGGACGCAAGUGGGAAUCGAUCAUGCGACACGCGUACGAUAACGUCAAAUUUGGUGUCGGUGGUGAUGGUAUUCGCGGUAAUACUAAUACUAAGUAG
Molecule: messenger RNA, 1491 nt
Organism: Bathycoccus prasinos
Lineage: Eukaryota; Viridiplantae; Chlorophyta; Mamiellophyceae; Mamiellales; Bathycoccaceae
Exons: 1
Coding region: 1-1491 (496 amino acids)
Biological process (GO): generation of catalytic spliceosome for second transesterification step; RNA splicing
Cellular component (GO): U5 snRNP; U4/U6 x U5 tri-snRNP complex; U2-type post-spliceosomal complex
Source: RefSeq, a predicted model, not a curated record